This is a messenger RNA of Triticum urartu, 1341 nucleotides long. RefSeq lists its product as uncharacterized. Gene Ontology annotation, molecular function: electron-transferring-flavoprotein dehydrogenase activity; flavin adenine dinucleotide binding. Gene Ontology annotation, cellular component: cytoplasm. Lineage: Eukaryota; Viridiplantae; Streptophyta; Magnoliopsida; Poales; Poaceae. The record is from RefSeq and is a predicted model, not a curated record.
GGCGUGAGCUGUGACAGUCGACAGAGCAGCGGUGGAGUCAGUGGGGGGAGCUGGAGGUUCGCAGUUGGUGCGCGAGCGAGACAGCGAGUCGCGGCGAUGGCGGAGGCGGGAAAGCCGAGGGUGGUGGUGGUCGGCGGCGGCAUCGGCGGCGCCCUCCUCGCCAAGACCAUGGAGCCCGACGCCGACGUCGUCCUCCUCGACCCGAAGGACUACUUGGAGAUCACCUGGGCUGAAUUGAGAUCAACGGUUGAACCAUCUUUUGCUGAGAGAUCAUUAAUAUAUCACAGAGAUUACCUCACCACUGCUACUAUUGUAACAUCUUCUGCAGUCAGUAUCACUGAGCAUGCUGUUCUGACUGCUGAUGGUCAAUCACUUGCAUAUGAUUAUCUCGUUGUAGCUACUGGCCAUGUUUUUGCUUCUGCUGGAAGCAGAACAGAGAGGCUUACGGAAUUCCAGAGAGAUAACGAGAAGAUAAAAUCUUCUGAGUCUGUGUUGAUAAUUGGAGGUGGUCCAACUGGUGUUGAACUUGCUGCGGAGAUCGCAGUAGACUAUCCAGAGAAGAAGGUGACACUUGUUCACAGAGGAUCACGAUUACUUGAUUUCAUUGAUCAAAAGGCUUCGAAGAAGUGCCUUGAUUGGCUGACUUCCAAGAAAGUGGAUGUGCUUUUCCAGCAAUCAGUUGACCUAAAAUCAUUAUCAGACACAGAGAAGUUCUACAAAACAUCAGCUGGAGAAACAAUUACAGCUGAUUGCCACUUUGUGUGUAUCGGUAAGCCACUGAGUUCAUCGUGGCUACAUGAUACCAUCCUGAAGGAAUCUUUGGACACCAAAGGAAGAAUAAUGGUGGAAAAGGACCUGAGAGUGAAGGGUUACAAUAACAUUUUUGCAAUUGGUGACAUCACUGAUAUUCCUGAAAUCAAACAAGGGUACCUCGCCCAGAAGCACGCGCUGCUGGUAGCCAAGAACCUGAAGCUGCUGAUCAAGGGGGCGCCUCCGAGCAAGCUCGCCACCUACAGCACCGGCUUCCCGCUGGCGAUCGUCUCCCUCGGAAGGAAGGAAGGGCUGGCUCAGCUACCGUACCUGACGCUCACCGGGUGCAUACCAGGGAUGCUCAAAUCCAAGGACCUGUUUGUCGGCAAGACGAGGAAGCAGAUGGGCCUAAAUGCUUGAGCCGAUCUCGAGACAGAACAAAUAAACAUGUGGCUGCACAUAUGUGUUGUAUUGUCUUGUCUUGUGUUUUGUAUGUGCGAGUAAAUGUUGGUGAUGUGCUGCGAAUGGUGAUGAACAUUUUAACAAAAGUGUAAAUGUACAUGUACGGAAAGGCCUGUUUGGCCUGUGUUC